GUGGAUGGAAAGAAGGUUUCUCUGGAAUCUUCGAGCCGUGGUAGUUAACGCUAACGAGCGCAGCGUAGCGAAAAAAGUCAAGUUCUUAUGCUUUGCUUUGGGCCCAAUCCCACCCAAAGCCAAAGCCAUAGCCAUUGCCAUAGCCAUUGCCAUAGCCAAAGCUUUCCCUCUCUAACAGAAAUUUUUAUAUUGUAUAGCCCUUCCCUCUCUCCUCCUCCUUCCGUCUUCCUCAUUUUCAUUCUCCGCGUCUCGCUCCAGUUGUUGCUGAUUCCUGAUUCUUCUCCGUCGCGUCGUUGCGUUUUCUGGCGAUUUUCUGUGUGAUUGAUUGCUCUUGUUGCUGCGUUUGAAAUUCAUAUUGAACUGUCUUUGUCAAGGUGUAAUGAGGUAGAGAAGAAGUUAAAGAAUUUGGAGACAUUGGGGCUAUAUUGUUUCUUUUGACUCUGUAGCAUGCUGUAACCCAAGAUUGAAACGAGAAAUCAUGUCGCUAAAGUCAUACCAAAACCAGGCUGAGCAGCUACUUAAGUAUCUUGUACUAUCAGAUCCUAUUGUACCAUACAUUUCCAUUCCUGCAGGCAUACUUGCUAGCAAACUGGUCCAUGAUCUGACUGAUUCGAUCAGUGCUGUUUACUUCAAGAGCUAUUCUAACCUUUCUAGGAUUCAGCGUGUUGAGUGGAACAACCGGGCAAUGUCAACUCUCCACGCCAUUUUCAUUACAGCAGCAGCACUGUACUUGGUUUUUUUGUCGGACCUCUAUUCUGACCAACAUUUUGGCCUUAUUACCUUCCGUAGUUCAACAAUAUCUACAUUUGCCCUGGGAGUUUCUGUCGGUUACUUCAUAACUGAUCUUGUGAUGAUCUUUUGGUUUUAUCCUGCACUAGGUGGAAUGGAGUAUGUGAUACAUCAUCUUCUUUCUCUCAUAGCUGUGGCCUAUGCUAUGUUGACUGGUGAAGGGCAGCUUUAUACCUACAUGGUUCUCAUCUCUGAGACGACCACCCCUGGGAUCAAUUUGAGAUGGUACCUUGACACAGCUGGAAUGAAGAAGUCAAAAGCAUACCUCAUUAAUGGGGUUGUAAUAUUCUUCGCUUGGCUGGUAGCCAGAAUUCUUCUGUUCGUGUACUUGUUUUACCAUGUCUACUUGCACCUGGAUCAGGUUCUCAAGAUGCAUGCUUUCGGGCAAUUUUUAGUGUUCGUGGUUCCGUUGGUUUUAUCGGUGAUGAAUUUGAUGUGGUUCGCGAAAAUUGUCAAAGGACUGAAAAAGACACUGGCAAAGAGGCAGUGAAAAAAACACAAUCUUCCAUUGGGCCAACCAUUGUGAUAAAGGAAAAGGUAGUUAGAAAAAUAUCUUUCUUGGCCGUGCUUCUGCCACCUUUUGUACAUGUCGAAGUUGCAAAUUGUACAAUUUCAUGUUAAUAACAUAGAUAGCAAUCUAUAAGAAAAAAGAAAAAAAAAAUAGCAUAAUCAAA
Messenger RNA from Momordica charantia (bitter melon), 1463 nucleotides. RefSeq lists its product as uncharacterized. Gene Ontology annotation, biological process: lipid homeostasis. Lineage: Eukaryota; Viridiplantae; Streptophyta; Magnoliopsida; Cucurbitales; Cucurbitaceae. Gene Ontology annotation, cellular component: membrane; endoplasmic reticulum. The record is from RefSeq and is a predicted model, not a curated record.